Ilex paraguariensis (yerba mate) is the source of this 1515-nucleotide messenger RNA. The record is from the annotation of a GenBank genome assembly. NCBI's taxonomy places the organism in Eukaryota, Viridiplantae, Streptophyta, Magnoliopsida, Aquifoliales, Aquifoliaceae.
GAACCAAAUGAGCUCCCAGUUCUACAGCUCCCAGACCCAAUUAAUAUCCCCAAUUGCACCAGAAAAUUAGGGUUUCUAUCAACCAAUUCAAAUCUCCAUAACUAUAUAUAUUUGAAUCAAUGUCUUGUUCAGUUACAAAUUUGAUUCCUAUGUUGUCUGGACUAUGCUCGUUUUCUUCCACUUCUAACAGUACCACUACUUGGUUAGCUUCUCUGGCUAUUUUCCCGGAAAAUGAUCGGAAAAUUUGCAAUGGCAAGAAAAUAAGACGGAAAGUGGAGAUCCACAGAGUUUCCAUCUGCAGAGCAAUGGUUUCGAAGACCGUCCAAGGAGCGUCAGCUGCUUAUGCUAAAGAAAUGGAGAGACUUUCAGCUAAGGAAUCUCUACUACUCGCUUUCAGAGAUGCGGGGGGCUUUGAGGCAUUAGUUACUGGAAAGACGACAGAUAUGCAUCGAAUUGAUGUGAAUGAGAGAAUAAUUGGCCUUGAGCGACUCAAUCCAACACUUCGGCCAACGACGUCUCCCUUUUUGGAAGGUCGAUGGAAUUUCGAGUGGUUUGGAUCUGGAAGCCCAGGACUAUUCACUGCCAGAAUCAUAUUUGAGAGAUUUCCUUCAAAUUUGGCAAAUCUAUGGAAAAUGGAUGUGGUGAUUAAGGAUGGAUAUGCGAAGAUCACAGCAAUCAUGAGAUUACUGAACUCGAUAGAAAGCAAGUUUAUUCUGUCAACCAAGUUAUCUGUAGAGGGACCACUUCGAUUUAAAGAAGAAUCUAUUGAAGGAUUGCUUGAAGCUCCAAAGGUUGACGAGGAUACCAUUCCUGAACAGGUUAGAGGUGCUUUUGGUCAGGCGGUUAGCACAGUGCGGCAACUUCCUGCUCCUAUUAUGGAUGCUGUAGCCAGUGGGCUGAAAAUUCCUCUUAGUGGGACUUUCCAGAGACUUUUUAUGAUUUCCUAUCUCGAUGAUGAGAUCCUAAUAAUUAGGGAUACUGCUGGAGUGCCUCAAGUUCUUACUAGGUUGGAUGCGGUACCAUCUCCCAUGACAGAAUCCGUGCCAGAGUAUGAGAGUUAGAAAGAGUUCGUUUUCCACUUGUAAGAACUACUACUUUUUUCCUCCACACGAAUAACAAUUUAAAACUGGAGUAUAGUAAAUAUCACUGGAAUUAUUUUACAAAAUUUUGUUGUGCCUUCUAUUGUUGUGUGUAUGAGUAAAUCUUCAACACCAGAGGACUUGGUAAAGCUUUCCCCUGUUCUCAAAUUCAAGUCAAUUGACUUAUUAGAUGAAGCGGUUGAUCUUAACAAAUACCGGAAAGGUAACUUGUCAUGUUGUUAUCGAAGCUUCUUCUUAUUAUGUUCCUGAUUUACAGAUUUAGAUUCACACGUGAGAAAAAAAAUAUGUAUAUAUAUUUGUAUUCACACAGUGAUUGGCAUACAAUACUAAAACUAUAUGGGUUCAUGAAGCAUAGUCAAAGAAAUUUGGUAUUGGGUGUGGGUGUGAAAUAUGAAUCUACUUGACUGAAAACGUG